Messenger RNA from Coccomyxa subellipsoidea C-169, 261 nucleotides. RefSeq names its product Arf GTPase activating protein. Gene Ontology annotation, molecular function: GTPase activator activity. The transcript is spliced from 2 exons. The record is from RefSeq and is a predicted model, not a curated record. Lineage: Eukaryota; Viridiplantae; Chlorophyta; Trebouxiophyceae; Coccomyxaceae. The annotation marks the transcript as partial. Gene Ontology annotation, biological process: vesicle-mediated transport.
UGCGUGGACUGCAAUACCAAGAACCCACAAUGGGCCUCGGUAUCGUAUGGUAUCUUCAUGUGCCUGGAGUGCAGUGGAAAGCACAGGGGCCUUGGCGUGCACCUCAGCUUUGUCAGGUCUGUCACGAUGGACGCUUGGUCGGGUGAUCAGUUGAGGAAGAUGCAACUUGGAGGGAACGACGCAUUGAAUUCUUUCCUGAAGAAGUACUCUGUGGACAAAUUCACAGACAUAAAGGAGAAGUACAGUAGUCAGGCAGCUGAG